Messenger RNA from Talaromyces atroroseus, 3819 nucleotides. RefSeq names its product Heat shock protein hsp98. Bases 1 to 3819 code for a protein of 1272 amino acids. The record is from RefSeq and is a predicted model, not a curated record. Gene Ontology annotation, biological process: cellular response to heat. Lineage: Eukaryota; Fungi; Ascomycota; Eurotiomycetes; Eurotiales; Trichocomaceae. Gene Ontology annotation, molecular function: ATP binding; ATP hydrolysis activity. Gene Ontology annotation, cellular component: cytoplasm; cytosol. The transcript is spliced from 6 exons.
AUGAACAGCAAUACCCAAUUCACAGACCGGGCCAACAAGGCCCUCCUCGAUUCAAACGACCUCGCUGAACAAUACGCACAUUCACAGAUUCUCCCUUUACAUCUUGCAGUGUCCUUAUUGAAUCCUCCAGCUGGCGGCACGGAUGACGAAAAUCAACCUGCUGGCGUCUCGGGAGAUUCAUCCUCAGCGCCCCUUUUCAAACAGGUCGUUGAGCGCGCGCGUGGAGAUCCUCAACUACUAGAACGAGCGUUGAUGAAACUGCUUGUUCGACAACCGAGCCAAGAUCCGCCGCCAGAACGAGUUGCCGUUUCCCCCGCCCUAGCAAAAGUCAUUCGAGCCGCCACCGAGCUGUCGAAAACCCAAAGAGAUAGCUUCGUUGCUAUUGACCAUCUGAUCGUUUCCCUUGUCCAGGACAGCCAAGUCCAGAAAGCCCUUUCCGACUCCAACAUUCCGAACGUGAAGCUUAUCGAUAAUGCUGUUUCACAAAUUCGAGGCAACAAACGAGUGGAUUCCAAGACGGCCGAUUCCGAAGAGGAACACGAAAAUCUCAAAAAGUUCACAAUUGAUAUGACUGCUCUUGCACGGGAAGGAAAAAUCGACCCUGUCAUUGGACGUGAAGAAGAAAUCAGACGGGUUAUCCGCAUUCUUACUCGCCGAACGAAGAACAACCCUGUCUUGAUUGGUGAGCCUGGUGUUGGUAAAACAACCGUGGUGGAAGGGCUUGCUCGUCGCAUCGUCAAUGCCGAUGUGCCGGCCAAUCUAGCCCAUUGCAAACUCCUAUCCCUUGAUGUUGGUUCCUUGGUAGCCGGCAGCAAGUACCGUGGUGAAUUUGAAGAGCGAAUGAAAGGAGUACUCAAAGAAAUCGAGGAUUCUCGCGAAACUAUUGUUCUCUUUGUGGAUGAGAUCCAUCUUUUGAUGGGUGCCGGAUCUAGUGGUGAAGGAGGCAUGGACGCUGCCAAUCUGUUGAAACCAAUGUUGGCUCGUGGUCAGCUUCACUGUAUCGGUGCCACCACUCUCGGAGAAUAUCGCAAAUACAUCGAGAAGGACCAGGCCUUUGAGCGACGAUUCCAACAGGUUCUAGUGAAAGAACCCUCAGUCCCAGAGACCAUCUCCAUUCUUCGAGGCCUCAAGGAGCGAUAUGAAGUCCACCACGGAGUCAACAUUCUAGAUGGUGCGAUCGUGUCCGCUGCAACACUCGCAGCUCGAUACCUCACGGCUCGUCGACUCCCGGAUUCUGCUGUUGACCUGAUCGACGAAGCGGCGGCAGCAGUCCGUGUCACUCGCGAAUCCGAACCUGAGGCACUUGAUAAUCUUGAGAGAAGAUUGCGUCAAUUGCAGAUCGAAAUACAUGCAUUGGAACGCGAAAAGGAUGCUGCGUCAAAAACUCGUCUCGAGCUCGCAAAACAAGAGGCAGCGAAUGUCGCUGAAGAAUUGCGCCCUCUACGAGAAAAAUACGAACAGGAAAAGAAACGCAGUAAGGAUAUCCAAGAUGCAAAGAUGAAAUUGGAUUCUUUGAAAGUCAAGAGGGACGAGUCCAUGCGCUCUGGUGAUACUGCAACAGCCGCCGAUCUUGAAUACUAUGCCAUCCCGGAAACUCAAGCUUUAAUUCAGCGACUCGAGACUGAGAGAGCCAAAGCUGAUGCCGAGGAUCGUGCUCGAGCAGGCAAUCAAGGAGAAACACUGAUGCCCGAUGCCGUUGGCCCCGACCAAAUUAACGAAAUUGUUGCUCGCUGGACCGGUAUUCCUGUAACGAGACUCAAGACCACCGAGAAGGACAAAUUGCUGCAGAUGGAGAAGCACUUGGCCAAAAUUGUUGUCGGUCAGAAAGAAGCUGUACAAUCUGUCUCCAAUGCAAUCCGCUUGCAACGUUCUGGUCUGGCGAACCCAAACCAGCCUCCUAGCUUCCUUUUCUGUGGACCCUCUGGUACUGGUAAGACGCUUCUAACCAAAGCGCUUGCUGAAUUCCUCUUCGAUGAUCCAAAGGCUAUGAUACGAUUUGAUAUGUCCGAGUAUCAGGAAAGACAUUCACUUAGCCGUAUGAUCGGUGCGCCUCCAGGCUAUGUUGGCCAUGAUGCUGGUGGGCAACUGACCGAAAAUCUACGCCGCCGUCCAUUCUCUAUCCUGCUAUUCGAUGAGGUUGAGAAAGCUGCGAAGGAGGUUUUGACAGUCUUGCUUCAACUCAUGGAUGAUGGACGUAUUACCGACGGCCAAGGUCGCAUUGUUGAUGCAAAAAACUGUAUAGUUGUCAUGACUUCGAACCUUGGUGCAGAGUACCUAGCUCGUCCAACAGCUAAAGACGGCCGAAUCGAGCCCGCCACACGAGAGUUAGUCAUGGGUGCGCUGCGCGACUACUUCCUCCCUGAAUUCCUCAACCGUAUCUCCAGUAUUGUCAUCUUCAAUCGUCUCACCAAACGCGAGAUUCGCUCGAUUGUGGAUAUCCGCCUUAACGAAAUUCAGCGGCGUCUGGAACUCAACGAUAAGGACCUCAAGAUUAAUUGUACGGAAGAGGUCAAGGAUUACCUUGGCGAUGCCGGCUACUCACCUGCCUACGGUGCCCGUCCACUGUCUCGUCUCAUUGAACGCGAGGUUCUCAAUAGACUUGCAGUUUUACUUCUCCGUGGUAGCAUCCAAGAUGGUGAAAUUGCCGAGGUGGUCAUGAAGGAUGGCCGUAUCGACGUUCUGCCUAACCACACUGAGAGUGAAGUAGCCGAUGAAGAAAUGGUCGAUUCUGACGAUGCAUUGGCAGAAAUUGAAGAGAACAGCGGUGAUAUGGAUCUCUACGAAUGGUCCUCUCCACACUUUAUGCUUAGAUCAAGAUCAUCUACUAGGGUUCUAAUAGAGCAGAUCACCGGUGUCACCGGCUACAUUGGAUUCCAGACACUCACAUUAGCCCUUGAGAGAGGAUAUCGCGUUCGCGCGGUAGUUCGCAAAGAAGCCAAUAUUUCCGAGCUCAAAAGAAGCCCGGACAUCGCAAAGAGCUCUGACCAAGGACAACUGCAGAUCGUCGUUAUUCCGGACUUUCUCAAGGAUUCAUUCUUCGAGUGCCUAGAUGGUAUCAACGCUAUAAUCCACCUUGCAUCGCCUCUAGCUAUUGAGACCGACGACUACGAUGCAGAUAUUAUCAAGCCGGCAGUCUAUAUGGUCACGACUGUCCUGGAAGCGGCAUCCCGUGUGCCGUCAAUUCGCCGUGUUGUGUUGACAUCUUCAUUAACGGACGUGAACACGAGCGUCGAAGGCCCAUUCUUCGGCGCGAUGCAAGCUUACUGGGCCUCCAAAGCCCUUGCUCGAGUUGCAACAAAGGACUAUAUUCGCGAAGCUAAACCCCAGUUUGAUUUCGUUAACCUUCUGCCCUCGGUGGUGAUUGGCCCUGAUGAUCGCCUUGAUUUUGACCCAUCUGCGACUGCUGAAAGCCUCCUUCAAGGUACACGGGCUUCAGUACUUGCACCUGCGCUUACGUCUUCGCUCAAUUCUCCGUUCCCCUACGUUGGAACCCCGGUGCAUGUUGCCGAUGUUGCGCGGGCUCAUGUUGACGCAGUGGAUGCAGUGCGAGUUCCUGGAUAUUCUGAAUUCAUUUUGUCUUCAGACACACCAGAUGGAGUCGUUUGGGAUGUUGAUAUCCGUAAUAUCUGCAACAAGUCCUUUGCAGAAGAGGUGUCAAGCAAAGUAUUGCCAUUGGGGGGAUCGUUGACCGCAGUGAAAUGGAGGCUGGAUGCUCAGGAAACACAUGAAACAUUUGGAUGGCAAUUCAUGCCCUUUGAGGAAACGAUGAAGGGCCUUAUUUCACAGUAUCUACGGCUCAAUGAAAGAAAGGCACCGUGA